Molecule: messenger RNA, 2455 nt
Organism: Ixodes scapularis (black-legged tick)
Lineage: Eukaryota; Metazoa; Arthropoda; Arachnida; Ixodida; Ixodidae
Exons: 13
Coding region: 189-1415 (408 amino acids)
Source: RefSeq, a predicted model, not a curated record
CUUGUUUAUGGCCAUCAGAUGCUUCGAAACUAACCAUCUGUAAACUAAUCAAGAAAAAGGCCCCUACUCAAAGUACAUGGGAGCAACUGGAUAUUAGGAUUCUGCACACAAAAAACACUUUUGAAGAUGCCUUGAAAAAACUGGACACAGCUGAGCAAACGUCCGACUUAGAAACUGAAGACAGUGAAAUGGAGAAGCGGUCUAGGAGAAAGCGCAAAAGGAUUGUACUAUCCGACGAUAGUGGAAGUGAAGAAGUCAACGACUUUGACUUAUGGCCGAUGCCUUCUCCGCCACCUUACGCAUGCCCACCAGAGAGACACUCCCAGCCGACAAUGUCAACCCACUCAGAAAGACACUCCCAGCCGACCAUGUCGACCCACUCAGGUGCACCAAUCCCGUCGAGAGGGAGUGGACUGUCAUUCCGCAACAGCCCUGAAAGACACUCCGAGCCGACCAUGUUGACCCACUCAGGUGCACCAAUUCCGUCGAAAGGGAGUGGAGUGUCAUUCCGCUACAGCCCUGAAAGACACUCCCAGCCGACCAUGUUGACCGACUCAAGUGCACUGGCCCUGUCGAGGGAGCGUGGAGUAUCGUUCCACGAGAGCUCUGAGAGACACUACCAGCCGACCAUGUCGACCCACUCAAGUGCACUGGGCCUGUCAAGGGAGCGUGGAGUGUUGUUGCAUGAGAGCUCUGAACGACGCUACCAGCCAACCAUGUCUGCCCACUCAAGUGCACCGGCCCUGUCGAGGGAGCACGGAGUGUUGUUCCACGAGAGCUCUGAGAGAGACUCCCAGCCGACCAUGUCGACCUACUCAAGUGCUCCAGUCCUGUCGAGGAAGCAUGGUGAUGAUUACAACGCUUGCAGCAUCAGAAAUUUGUUGUUGAAGCUUCAGGCUCGUCAGCUGGCCUUUGAGGAGAAAGUGCUUCACAACCACGCCCAGAUACUUUCAGAAGUUAAACAAUUUCGGAGGAUGUUAGUGGCCCACGGCAAAACUUCGAAGCCCGUCAGGCUUCCUGAGGACUGCCCCAAAAUCCCAGCAACGAACAUAAGUGAACUCUUGGACAUUGAGAGGUACCUGGAAAAGGAAUCCAACAUGGAGGCAUUGGUGCAUUUCUUUUCGAAAAAAGGGGGAAAUGACCACAACGAUUGCGUCAGGGCGGUUCUUGGGGAUCUGGUGGCCAACGAAGCAGCCCUUCAGCUGAGUUGGAAAGGGUCUGGCGGCACUAAAGGAAGCUUUCAGAAGUUUGAACAGAUACUGAGCCUCAUACUGAGCUCUGUAAAGGACCAUGACUGUGUCGGGACUGCCACACUAACCUCUGUAAAGAAGGUGGUGAAACCCUGGCUAGCAGGCGCGGGAGACAGACGUGGGGGACGUAACAGACGACGGAAGGCUUCCUGUGCGCCCGAGUGAACAUUGAAUCAAUGAAAGGCUUCCCAUGCGCUGAAGUGAAGGUUGCACUUAUCGUUUUGUUUAAUUUUUUUUAAUUAUUGCUGGUUUAGGUCACCAUUUCUCUUAAAUUCUUUAGAAUAUUUUAUUUAAUGUUGGUUUAGCUUACCAGUUCUUUGAACAUCAUUUUAAUUUUUUUUAAUUACUGCUGGUUUAGCUCACCAUUACUUUCAAUAUUCAAGACAUCUUUCUUUUAAUUUUUUCAUUCCAAUUAUCACAUUGUGUUUUAAAUUUGUUUAUUGCUGGUUCAACUCACCAUUUCGUUGAACAUUGCAGAUAUUGCUUCAUCUUAAUUUUUUUUAUUUACUGCUGGUUUAGCUCACCAUUACUUUGAACAUUCCAGAUAUUGCUUUGUUUAAAAUAUUUUAUUUGUUGUUGGUCUAGUCCACUAUUUCUUAUUGUUGGUUUAGUCCACUAUUUUUUAUUGUUGGUUUAGUCCACCAUUUCUUUCGACAUGUCUCUAGAAUGAAUAAACAAGUUUGGGUUGUGACAUUGCUCGUUAUUGCCUUAUUUCUUGAUGUGCAGUGUCCCAAAUAUCAAAGACCCAUUAACUGCAUGCAGUGGUUCGAAGCCCACAUGGGCCAGACUCUCUCUAUUUUGAGUGAGUAGAUACAGCAGAUUUUUACUUGUUUCCUCACCUCAAGAAAUGUGAUCCAGGACAAAGCAAAUCGAGCACAGCCACCUGCAGCCUUGUCAAAUGGGUCUUUCAUAAUGUGUGAGCGUGUAUUGAGGGAGCUAACAAUUGUUGCCCAUGAAUAUUGCAAAAUAUUUGUGUAGUGGUUAUCCAGCGUUUAGUUCUUUCAGCAUAUGCAAAUGUAGGCGUCCAGUCGACACCUGCUGUUCUAAUGUCGAUAUAUCUUAUUGCAGAAGGUGCCUACCACUGUAGCCAAUUAUAGACCUUUCAAAAUUCUGCCUUGUCCUGACAGUGCUGAAAAUAUUGCACUCCUAAAGGUGUAGCAAUUAUUUUUGUAGCACUUCAUUUUUUAGCAAUAUUGCUGGGCUUU